UCUUUCUUUCUCCUGAAAAAAUAUUAAUUAAGAAAGAGAAUCCAAUCUCUUUCUAAUGGAUUCUCCUAGUUCAACCCUUUUUUUUGGUUGAGAAAUCGUUUUUUUUUUUUUUCGAUUUCAAAACUCGCAAUGUCAAGCGGGAGGCUUUGCGGCUUCACGCCGAUAACCUUCUGUCGAAAGAUCACAAAGUUGCAGGUCGCAAGAGGGCUAGCUCUAAAAAGGCUUAUUAGAGGAAAACACGAAUUUAGACGAACAGCAACAUCAAAGAACAAUGUUGAUCAGAAAAAGAAUAAUAAAGAGAUCAAACGCACAGCUUCACAAAUAUCUUCUGUUGUCGAAGCUUCUCCAAAGAGUUUGCAUUCUACAAAACAUGUUCCUACUCCCCGUGGGGCGGCAUCUCCUAUAUCGGCAAAGAAUGCAAAGAAUCAAGUGAAUCCACCGAAAAAUAACAAUUCGGAUGGUUCUUCGCCAAAAUGUAUGGCAAAUUUCAUCUUGAUGGUGGAACUAAGGAAGAACAUCUUUGCUUUCAGAGAUAUGAUUGAUUUACCUUCUCUUGAUGGUUCUCUAUCUGUCACCGAGAUUAUAACACAAACAAUGAAGGAUUUACAAAAGCUUUCUCCUGAGAUUGUAACCAUUAAUCAAUCUUUUGUAAUGGAAGGAGCUGACAUGGAUAAGAUGUUGAUUUUCUUCUAUGAAGAUCUCAGAGCUAUUGGGGAUUCUUGGAUUAUGGAUAGUGACUGGAUUUAUCGAUCCAAGUACAAAAACAGUGGUGUUGGCAAGAAUAAGUCUGAUCGUUUAGUGGAGCAUGUAUUAGCAGCUCUUGAUGGACUAAUCAAGACGACAAGAGAAAGGUUCGGUAUGAUGGAUCAUGAAUCUGAAGGAAGAAAGAGUUUUACACCAAAGGGUGUUUCAUCGGAAGCAAGAAGAAGCUUUACAAGAUCUGUUUCUUAUUCAGAAAGUAACAACUCUUUUUACCCAUCUCCAUUAACACCAAGAUCAGUACUUCCGGGGACAAUGCUAAUGUCUAGUAGUAACUCAACAUCUCCAAGUCUUUGGAACUUGAGAGCUCAAGCUUUGGAUAGGUUAAGCCCUGUUGAUUUGAAGCGGUUUGCUAUGCAGAUCUUGUCACAAAGAGACUCAGAGAGUGUUAAUGAGAUGAAGAUUAGUAUCGAAGAAGAAAACGAAGAGAGUGAUACAUCAUUAGUAGAAAAGGAAGAAGAAGAAGAAGAAGAUAAUGAUUCCUCUGUUUUCGAAACAGAGAAGCAUGAUAUUGAAACAGAGGAUCAUAGGGAAGGUUCUGGAACAGAGCAUGAGACUGAAGCAGAGCAUGAGAUUGAAGAACAUAAUCACAUCGAUGGUUCUGACACAGAGCCUGAGAUUGAAACAGAGCAUCAUCUUGUAGGUUUUGAAACAGAGGACCAUAGUGAAACCACAACUUCAGAGACUAACUCAAUAGACUAUUCUCAAAAAGAAGAAGAAUCAGUACCUCGAUCGCCUCCACCUCCGCCACUUCCAUCACCGCAAUCGCCGUCACCAAUGGCCUCAAUGUUAAACGACAAAUCUACUCUUCCCUCGCAACCACCACCCCCACCUCCAUCACCACAGUCUGAACUCAAAACUCCGGCUCCUCCACCGCCACCACCUACGUCAAAAUCAUCUGAAAGUGGAGCUUUUUGUCAAUUUCCGAGACAAAAUUCAAUGCCGGCACCUCCAGCACCACCAGGUAGCGUAAGAUCUUUGCGUGCUAAGAAAGCAACUAGCAAACUGAGAAGAUCAGCACAAAUAGCAAAUCUCUAUUGGGUUCUCAAAGGGAAGCUUGAAGGCCGAGGCGUUGAAGGGAAAACAGGAAAAGCAAGUAAAGGGCAAAAGAAUGUUCCAGAGAAAUCUCCUGUUAAAGGUGCACGAUCAGGAAUGGCGGAUGCACUUGCAGAGAUGACAAAGAGGUCAAGUUAUUUCCAACAAAUCGAAGAAGAUGUUCAGAAAUACGCUAAAUCAAUUGAAGAAUUGAAAUCUUCAAUACAAAGUUUCCGGACAAAAGACAUGAAAGAAUUGCUAGAAUUUCAUAGCAAAGUGGAAUCUGUUCUUGAGAAACUAACUGAUGAAACUCAAGUUCUCGCGAGGUUUGAAGGUUUCCCUGAAAAGAAACUAGAAGCAAUAAGAACAGCAGGUGCCUUGUACAAGAAGUUAGAUGGGAUUUUAGUUGAGCUCAAGAACUGGAAGAUUGAACCUCCAUUAAACGAUCUUCUAGACAAGAUAGAACGUUACUUCAACAAAUUUAAAGGAGAGAUUGAAACGGUUGAGCGAACAAAAGACGAAGAUGCUAAAAUGUUUCAGAGAUACAACAUUAACAUCGAUUUCGAAGUUCUUGUUCAAGUCAAAGAAACAAUGGUUGAUGUUUCAUCAAAUUGCAUGGAGUUAGCACUAAAGGAGAGGAGAGAAGCAAACGAGGAAGCAAAGAACAGUGAAGAAAGCAAGAUGAAUAAUGUGAAAGCAGAGAGGGCUAAGAGGAUGUGGAGGGCAUUUCAGUUUGCUUUCAAAGUUUAUACAUUUGCAGGAGGUCACGAUGAACGAGCAGAUUGUUUAACAAGACAACUUGCACAUGAGAUUCAGACAGAUCCUGAUCAAACCGAUUCAUCGAACAUGUCUUGAAAACCAAAGAAAAAAAAAAGGCUUC
This is a messenger RNA of Camelina sativa (false flax), 2674 nucleotides long. RefSeq lists its product as uncharacterized. The record is from RefSeq and is a predicted model, not a curated record. NCBI's taxonomy places the organism in Eukaryota, Viridiplantae, Streptophyta, Magnoliopsida, Brassicales, Brassicaceae.